Messenger RNA from Loxodonta africana (African savanna elephant), 1175 nucleotides. RefSeq names its product chromatin accessibility complex protein 1. Gene Ontology annotation, biological process: chromatin remodeling; DNA-templated DNA replication. Gene Ontology annotation, cellular component: CHRAC; nucleus. Lineage: Eukaryota; Metazoa; Chordata; Mammalia; Proboscidea; Elephantidae. Gene Ontology annotation, molecular function: protein heterodimerization activity. The record is from RefSeq and is a predicted model, not a curated record. The transcript has a single exon.
GCGGGGCAGGGGGUGGAGAGAUGGCGGACGUGGUUGUCGGCAAAGAGAAGGGCGGGGAGCAGCGGCUGGUGUCGUUGCCUCUGUCCCGCAUCCGGGUCAUCAUGAAGAGCUCCCCCGAGGUGUCCAGCAUUAACCAGGAGGCGCUGGUGCUCACGGCCAAGGCCACGGAACUCUUUGUUCAGUAUCUAGCCACCUACUCCUACAAACAUGGCAGUGGAAGAGACAAGAAAGCUCUGACGUACAGUGAUCUGUCAAAUACUGCAGAGGAAUCAGAAACUUUUCAGUUUCUUGCAGCUAUAUUACCAAAGAAGAUUUUAGCUAGUAAAUACCUGAAAAUGCUUUAACAGAGAAGAGGGGAGAAGAUGAGGAAGAAAGAGAAUGACAACAAUGAUGAAUGUGACGAUGAGGAAGCUGAAUCCUAAACAAACAGAGUGCUUUACAGAUGAGCCUGGCAAGGCCUUCUGGAUGGACAGCAUUGCUUUGAAGCAAGCACAGCUCUGUGACUUCAGUCUCUUCACACCUCAGAGCCUCCGAGGAGACGGCAUCUCCCCUGGCUCAGAGAGCGUCUAAGGCAGCUCCCCCGUAAGUAGCCAACAGGAAGUAACCCCAAGGGCACCCCCUCUUUCAGGCCCACACUGCAGUUGAAGGUUACUGAGGACGAGCUGCCUACACAGUCAGGCUCUGCCAGUUGGUCUGCUACAGCUUGAAGCCGCAGAGGCAGACAACUUUGCUCAGUGUCGUAAUUUACAAAUAGACUUUGAAGAGUUUCUAAAUAUCAGCUGUGUAAAUUCAUAUGCGUAUAUUUUGAAGUUAGGUCUUGUCAACAACUAGAUCCAGUUUUAGGUAAAUAUGUGGUUUAUGGGUCGUAUAUUACAUUUGAAUUUUUGUAUUUCGAGAACAUUUUUUACUCUUUGUCCAACUAUUGCUUUUUUUAAAAAAAACUGUAAACGAUCAUACUUUUCUGUUAAAAUCUGUGUAUAUUUUCACAGUACAUUGUUGUACGGAACUAGUUUUGAAGGCUUUUUAUUGCUGUAGUGCUGUGCUUGCUACCUAAAACUUUGUAAGGUUUGGAAACAAACAGACCUAAAACUCUUACUCCCAGAGAAAAAUCCCAAGUCAAAAUUAUCAAAUACAAAAAGAAAUAUUACCUCUGCAUAAAAAAAAAAAAAAAACAA